GCGAAACAUUUUAGAGCCCAUAGAGGACAGUGAGCCAGUGACAGAUGUGUUUUGAGAAUUACGAUUCAGAUUGCCAAAAAAAUAACUUGUUCAAAGUACAAAAAUUAUCACAAAAUCGGAAGUGAAAUACCGUGAAUUCUUAACAAUAAAAAAACAAAAGCCAUCAUCAUGCCAAUUAACAAUAGAGAACUAAUGAGGGCAAUUGCUCUUGUCUCGGACAAUGCAAAUGUCCGAGUGUCUGUAAAACAAUCUGGAAAAGGUGCAUUUGUUUGCGGAGCUAUGUGCAUGGCAGGAGGACUGCUAUUGGGACCUCCUGGCCUAGCAAUUGGUGGAACCCUCGGAGGAUUAACUGCAUUCAAGAUGUCAUCAGGCACUUUCAGACCUAUUGGUGAAAUACUCAUGAACGAUCUGACGGAGCAGCAACAAGAACAACUCGUUCAACAUGUCCAAGCUGCCGUAGCCGAUGUUGGUGUCUCAGAUUUGGCGCUCUUAAUACCUCUGCUGGCCAGAAACACCGACAUCCAGACCGCCGUUCUGAGAACAGUCACUUCCUUUGUGACGAACGAACUUCGUAUGCAAAUCAUUGACUGAUCCGAAGUCUUUUUAGGUGCGAUACUAAAUUUCCUCAAGUAAUUGGGAACAUACAUUUUUUUUGGAAACAUAAACAAGUGCAACUUAUAGUGUAAGGUUUUCUAUGUAUUUUAAUAAAUAUGUUUGUAUUUUUAGGCUUAGAUAAUUAUGAUAAUAACGACAAACA
Eupeodes corollae is the source of this 757-nucleotide messenger RNA. RefSeq names its product protein C19orf12 homolog. The record is from RefSeq and is a predicted model, not a curated record. The transcript has 2 exons. The coding region runs from base 169 to 591 and encodes 140 amino acids. Lineage: Eukaryota; Metazoa; Arthropoda; Insecta; Diptera; Syrphidae.